GGCUCAGCCGGCGGCAUGAGGCGCGACCCGGCCCCCGGCUUCUCCAUGCUGCUCUUCGGCGUUUCCCUCGCCUGCUACUCGCCCAGCCUGAAGUCGGUGCAGGACCAGGCGUACACGGCGGCGGUGGUGCUGGAGGGCAAGGUGCAGUCCGUGGGCCCCCCCGCCGGCGGCGGCAAUGACAGCCGAGGAGCCGCCGGGGGGGUCUUGGUCAAAGUGCUCGACCUGUGGCCCCUCAACAGCGGCGGGCUGCAGCGGGAGCAGCUCAUCAGCGUGGGCUCCAAGGCGCCCUGCUUUAAAGUGAAGCGCAACCACCGCUACAUCUUCUUCCUGGAGCCCACCGAGGAGCCGCUCGUCUUCCGCACCGCCUUCGCCCCGCUCGAUACCAGCGGCAAGAACCUCAAGCGGGACGUGGCGCGGAUCCUCUGCGCCGACUGCGCUGUCCCUCCCAAGCUGAAGAAACUGAAAAGCCCAAAUGUUCAUGUUGGUGAGAAGAUUUCACUGAAGUGUGAGGCGACUGCUGGAAACCCUCAGCCAUCCUACAAAUGGUUUAAAGAUGGUAAAGAGCUGAAGAAGAGCAAAGACAUCCGGAUCAAAUAUGGGAAUGGGAAAAAGAUUUCCAGACUGCAGUUCAACAAGGUGAAGCUGGAAGAUGCUGGCGAGUACAGCUGCGAAGCCGAGAACGUGUUAGGGAAAGACACCGCAAAAGGCAGCCUGAAUGUGAAAAGUGGAACAACGAAAGCACCACAAGUCUUACCAGCCUCAGAAACUAAAAUAGUUGUUAUGGAAGAAGAGUUAACCACAACUCUCUCCUCCUGGUCCGGGCAUGCUAGAAAAUGUAACGAAACAGCCAAGUCCUAUUGUGUCAAUGGUGGGGUAUGCUACUACAUCGAGGGGAUUAACCAGCUGUCUUGCAAGUGUCCGAUCGAAUUCACAGGAGACCGAUGUCAGCAUUUCGCAAUGGUCAGCUUCUCCAAGCAUCUUGGAUUUGAAUUAAAGGAAGCAGAAGAGCUCUACCAGAAGAGAGUUUUAACCAUCACAGGAAUCUGUGUUGCCUUGCUUGUGGUGGGCAUCGUCUGUGUGGUAGCUUAUUGUAAAACCAAGAAGCAAAGAAAACAGAUGCAUAAUCAUUUACGGCAGAACAUGUGCCCGGCCCAUCAGAACAGGAGCCUUGCGAACGGGCCAAGCCAUCCACGUUUGGAUCCCGAGGAAAUCCAAAUGGCUGAUUACAUUUCGAAGAAUGUUUCUGCCACUGAGCAUGUGAUCCGAAGGGAAACAGAGACAACCUUUUCAGGAAGUCACUCCUGCUCCCCAUCCCAUCACUGCUCCACAGCCACUCCAACAUCCAGCCAGAGACAUGAAAGCCACACCUGGAGCUUGGAGCGGACAGAGAGCCUGACUUCAGAUUCCCAGUCUGGGAUCAUGCUGUCUUCGGUGGGAACCAGUAAAUGCAACAGCCCUGCGUGCGUGGAGGCCCGGGCUCGUCGCGGGGCCGCCUUCUGCAUCGAGGACUCGCGGAGGCCCAUGACACAGUAUCGUGACUCAGUGGAUUCUCUGCGGGACUCACCGCACAGCGAGAGGUAUGUGUCAGCCCUGACCACACCAGCACGCCUGUCACCUGUUGACUUCCACUACUCGAUGGCCACGCAGGUACCCACCUUCGAGAUCACCUCCCCCAACUCAGCACACGCCGUGUCCCUGCCGCCGGCGGCCCCCAUCAGCUUCCGUGUGGAGGAGCAGCAGCCCCUCCUGCGGCGGUACCAGCUCCCCUUCCAGGACACGCAGAGAUAUGACAGCUACUACCAAAGGAAGACCUACCUUAAUGACAGCAUGGGGAGCCUGCCCUCCAGCCCCUUCCGCAUCACAGAGGACGACGACUACGAGACGACGCAGGAGUACGUCACAGCGCUAGAGCAUCCAAAGAAAACAGCCAGCAGCAACAGGCGGUGGAAAAAAUCCAAACUGAACGGGCAUGUCCCUCACAGAGCCAGAGCCGUCCGGGACUCCUUCUCCUUCAGCAGCGCCUCUUACAGUGAGUCUGACGAGGAGCUGGUGGCCGAGAGCACCCCGUUCCUCAGCUCACAGAACAGUGACGUGGCGCACACGGGGUCGCCGCAGCUCCAGCGGCCGGGAGACAGCCGGACUCAGCACCCCAGCAGCAGGCACGGCACCCGUGGGGAGGGUGCCCGGGCCAGCCUGCCACAUGGCACCCCCAAACCGGACCUGGAGCACCUCUAGGCAACCCCCCCCCCCCCCAGCCUGCCCACCCGCAGACAGAACCCGCAUGGAGGAGAGAGACGAGACAAAACGGAACAAAAAAUAUUUUUAUUUUCUAUAAAAGAGGGGGAAAAAAAAAAUAUAACAAAUAAAAUGUUUUAUUUUCAUUUUAGCAAAGUUGUCUUAUAAUAGCUAACGGCAAUGACUUUUUUAUAGGGAAUCUCUAUUUAUAUGUAAUGUCUUGAUUUACAGCUUCUGAGAAAAAAAAAGUAAAAAAGAAAAAAAAAAGAAACAGAAGAAGAAAAGGAAACAAACAAUAAAGUAAAAAAAAAAGUGGGCCAAUUUUUGACUACUUAAAAAUAGAAAACAAAACUAUCGUGGUGCCUUUUGCUGUAUGCUAGUGCUGGGAUUCAUGCCGAGGAUUCUGUUUCAGUAGCAAUUUUAAGAUCAUAGAUUUUUGUUUGGGAGACAAUGUGUCACAAGGGCGCUCUUCCGUUGGAAGAAAACAGCCUUGCCACUUUGCCCCACACCCUGCUAUUAAUGAUCUUAUUCUUUAAGGUAUCAUUUAAACACACAUCAAGGACAUGAGUGGGAGCAUUUCCAUUGUCAUGUCCAGCAGGGCUCUGCCAUGCCCUGUAAAAUAAUUGUAUUGUUGCUUAAAUCAGGAGAAAAACCCAACAGCACUGUACUGAAAUGCAGAAAUAAUGUUUCUUUUGCCACACACGUAGGAAGAGAACAUGAAACGGUGCAGCAGCAGCAGCUCUUGCAGUACAGCUGCCAGGCUUUGGCCACGUCACCUAUGGGUCUGACGCUCGGUUGGUGCCGGUUGGUGGUUGGGCAAGGCAGACACCGGUAUGGAGGUGGUGAAAUCAUGUCCCAUUCCAUGUGGUUGGAUCCUGGCAGGAUGGCCCCAGGUGGGCGCUGUCCAGCCGCAGUGCCCGGUGGCUGUGCCAGGGCUGUGCUAGCUGCAGUGUCCCCUUGGCUGAGCCUGCAGCUGUGGGGAAGCAUUGCCCGCCGUGCUGGGGGGCUGCCGGGCUGAGCAUCCUGCUUGCUGUGCUCAGCUCAGCCCGGGGGAGCUGGCAGGACCCCAGGAGUGUGGACCCACAGCAUCACAUGGCCACUGGGUGCUGUGCCGGGCAGCGGUGGGUUGGGCUGCCCCAGGGUUGGCAGGAGACCCAGCACUUUUGGCCCCGCUUGUUGCCCUUGCCCUGGCCAGGAAGGGCCCUGUGCAGGGCAGCCCAGAGAGCAGAUUGUCCCGUACCUCUGUGCCACGUGUUGUAAAGGCAGUUGUUACCGACUUGUCCUGCCACCAAUGAUGGACGUCACAUUUCUGAACCUGGAGCAGCUCUGGCCAUUGGCUCUGUGUGCAAAGAGACAGUCCUGCAUGUCUGGGCAGCAGAGCAUCCCAUGGAAGUGCCCCUCUCUCCUCAGUUCUCUGCAGCAAACCUGUUUACAUUGUAGCCUGACUUUUUCUUUUUAUAUUUUUACUUCUGCAUGUCCUUUGCAUUUCAGAUACUGUAGAUCGGAUGCAUGGUGAAGCUGUGACUGAGAAGAUAAUACAACAAUUGACAGUGUAUUUCAUUUAACUUUUAGCAAUAAAGUAACUAAAUCCUCUAUUCCUCACCCAUUAUGGGGUCAGAUAGAAAACUCCGCUAAUUUGUCAUAAGAUGAUUGUCAAAGUUUGCUCUGGAUUGUCUGAAUGUCAGAACUCUCGACUGUUUAACACUUGAACAUUUUUUUAUAUUAUAAAUAAAAUAAGAAAUAUCAA
Apus apus (common swift) is the source of this 3982-nucleotide messenger RNA. It is a transcript of the gene NRG2, whose product is annotated as neuregulin 2. Bases 16 to 2235 code for a protein of 739 amino acids. Gene Ontology annotation, biological process: animal organ development; intracellular signal transduction; nervous system development. Gene Ontology annotation, molecular function: signaling receptor binding. The record is from RefSeq and is a predicted model, not a curated record. The transcript has 12 exons. Lineage: Eukaryota; Metazoa; Chordata; Aves; Apodiformes; Apodidae.